AGUGCAGUCAACUUGUCAUCUUGUCAACUACAAACAAACAAUUAUUUUAUAGUUAUAAUAAGUAUAUUUUUAUUUUAUUUAUAAAAUGUCACGAAUACCUCAGUCAAAAGAAGCUUUAUUAAAAUCAUACAACACAAGAUUGAAAGAAGAUGUUAAAAGCAUGUUAGAAAAUUUUGAAGAAAUAAUUAAAUUGGCAAAAGGCGAAAAUGAAUCACAAUUAUCAAGAGUGACACAAUGUGAACAAGACACCUAUGAAAUGCAUGUACGAGCAGCGAAUAUAGUGCGUGCUGGAGAAUCAUUGAUGAAGCUAGUAUCUGACAUAAAGCAGUAUUUAAUUUUAAAUGAUUUUCCAUCCGUCAAUGAAGCAAUAACGCAAAAUUCUAAAUUAUUCAGAACUAAACAAGCAGAGUGCGACCAGAAACUUAUGUCACUUAGAGAUGAUAUGGCAGCAGAUUUAUAUGAUUUAGAAGAGGAAUAUUAUACAAGCAUAUACAAAUAGAAUAAUUUGUGAUAUUUUUUAUUUAUUUAAUAAAAUAA
This is a messenger RNA of Ctenocephalides felis (cat flea), 537 nucleotides long. Its product is annotated as mediator of RNA polymerase II transcription subunit 22-like. The coding region runs from base 86 to 499 and encodes 137 amino acids. NCBI's taxonomy places the organism in Eukaryota, Metazoa, Arthropoda, Insecta, Siphonaptera, Pulicidae. Gene Ontology annotation, cellular component: mediator complex. Gene Ontology annotation, biological process: regulation of transcription by RNA polymerase II. Gene Ontology annotation, molecular function: transcription coregulator activity. The transcript has 3 exons. The record is from RefSeq and is a predicted model, not a curated record.